CGAUGAGGGCAGUAACAAAAGGGGCGGGGCUUGGAGAAGGAGGAGUGGUCACUGUCUUACCGGAGUGCGCACGCAUGUUUUAGCUUCUGCGCUUAGUAUUGCAGAGUAGUCGGCAGUCAGUGAAACGUCAUGUUCUAAACGUUGUGGUUUUACGCGAGUUUCGAGGGAGCCCGCUGUCACUCAGUCCUGUGUGCACGAGAGAAAUCUUAUUUAGUAUUUCCUUGCGAAAAGUGUAGUUCUCUUCAUCUCGCUGGAGGAUUUCAAGCAUGACCGCCAUCUACUGGGUUCUUGCAGUGACCUUUGUGAAGGUCGUGGCCUCAGAAUCGCCCCUAGAUAGUCUCUUGGGGUCGGAAAUGGGAAGCGGCAAGUGGGGCAAAGGUCUAGGGAACGACAGCAACGACAGACUUUCCCUGACGUCAGCCGGAGAGAACGCCACCGCUGUGGGUCACUCCAGAAGAGCUCGGCAGCUCAUCGACUUCCCGGAUGACGCCGUGUUUGAAGUUUACUUCAAGUUGAUCACGCCUUACUGGACCUAUGGAAACGUCAAGACAAGAGGCGACUACAGACUCGAAGUGACCUUCCAACUGCCCAAUGAGCUCCGCAAGAAGAGGUCCUUGGCGAAAGAGAGGUCAAACAUGUACGGGAUCUUGUCGGAUUUCAUGACGAAAGCCGGACUGGAUGGCGAUACGUGCGUCUUAAGAGCCGUCUGCGAAAUAGGAGAGUCACCCCUAGAUGAAUAUGGCCUCUUUGGUGAAUUCAUCAACCUCAUCUUCGCCCCAGGCUUCCGAUCAGACAGCAACCAGCACAAGGACGAGAUCCAGGCGGAGGAAUACGGGAGAAGCUUCGGAAACUGUUGGUCGGCGUUCCCGGACUGCCCGGUUUCUCUCAGGCAGAUGCUCUAUGAUUUCUUCAUAACGAAUUCCGAGGGGGACUUGUUCGGUGAGAACUGAGAUGGGGAAAGGAUAGGAAUGGCGGUUUCGUUUCAAAGUUAUUUUGCAAAGAGGGGAAUUAAUGAGGUGGUCAGUAAGAGGACGUGGUCUGUGAAAACUGAAAGUGGAAACUGGGGUUAAACGAUGAUUUCUGAUUGAAAUGCUUUCACUUUUUAUUCCUUUUGCCAUAAGGGAUUACUGACCGUGUAAAUAGUCUGAUCAAUAAUCUAACCGACUCUCAUACUUACGUACAUACUAUGAUUUUCCCAUUCAAGUUUGACAGACUCCAGCUUUUUACACUACAGACACGUACCUAUAUUUUACGUACAGUAUCGCAUUACUUAUAAAGUAAAUAAGCGUUAAAACAAGUAUCUGAAAAGUUUAUUCAUUUUAAGAUGGAUAACGCUAAGCAAUUGAAAACUUUAAAACCACAUUACAUAUAUUGAACAUUUAAAAAGUAUCGGAAAGGUUGACUGAUAAUACAGAAAUAGAAAAACAUUAAGCUAGAAUGCACAGAUUUGGCUUUAAAAUAAAAAUCACGAAAAUUAAUUCCGUAUAAAGUAAAACUGAAAUCAAAAUGAAUUUGUGAUAUGAUAAUUACGCGUUUAUAUACCUGCAUCAGUCUCAGAAAAGGAGAAAAGGUUUCUCUACUGAAAAUAGUAUGUAGCACUAAGUGACAAAAAAAUCAUAACAUUUAGAAUUUCGUAUUCACAUAUUAUAUCUGAUUUUGAUUUCAAUCUGCUUUUCACAUUUUAGUUAAAACGCAUUGAACGAACGUAUUUCACACCAUAAAUCCUCAGUCACUUAAGUCCAUGUAUUGAUUUAUUUUCAUAACGCUAAAUGGCCGCCUCUGCCCUAGGCUGGAUUUCACCUGACUAUUAUAAAAAUAGUCUCGUGCUCCAAAACCAAAGAGACUUUACUAGACUCAUUUUGGAAAUUAACUAUACGUAUAUUCUCUCCUCAUACUUUUGAAAGUGAUAUUAGAUUUAAUGACCCAUAUCUAAAAAAAUGUCCAUUCAUCAUAUCAUAGUUCUUUUCAUCAGUGUAGUUUGAUUCAGAGGGCAGUCAUAGUUGUCAUUAUCACUUUAGAUUUCCUUGAGGCUUGAAGUUACUUUGUGACGUUGAGCUACUUUUCCCUUACCUUCACCAGGAAGUUUUGAAAGCGUGUCGGGGAUUGUGGGUGGGUAGGGUAGGGGCCGGCCUGCCCCGGUACUCUGUAACAAAGGUUUCCCUUACCUAAUCUACAUUGCAUUCUUCUUCUAUCGUUUCCUUUGGCCAAUUCCUACAUAGUUUGCGGUUCAACAUUUCAACUUCGCAUUGCUUCAGUUUUCACAUCAUUCCUCUCCUCCAUUUAUUGAACGAUCCCUCCUUGCCCGCCCAACGAGAGUCUAGGACUCUAGGAAAAUGACUCGGUGACUUAGAGGAAUUCCAGAACUACCUCCAGCACGUCAUGAUGUUAUGAUCUCACUUCCAUAACUUUGCAGCGUCGUUGCCAUUUUGUUUAUUUUGUAUUUGAUUCUGUUGAGCAAUGAUGACAGCUCGUCUUAAUGCACGGGUGAUUAUUAUUCUCUGGUUUUCUGUACUUCCACUCCUUUGGUAUGUUACUCUGAGGGAGUGAAACAGUUACUCCUUAUCAAUUCUGAGGUAAAAAUCAGACAUUUUGCAUAUCACAUUCAAAGGCAUUACCUUGUUCGUAACAUUUCAGUUCAAUCAUUGUUCCAUUCAGUACCUACUGAAUUAUUUAUAUGCAGUAGAUGUAAGGAUAUUAUGUAACAUGUAUAUGCAUAUGUUAUUGCAUCUGAAGUGUGUUUGUUCUUAGAAUAGACUGCAUUUGUUAGCUAGUUUAUUUGUAAUGUUUAUAUUGUUAUUACCUAACUUAUUCAGUUUUAUUUUUCAAAUAAACUUUC
This is a messenger RNA of Macrobrachium nipponense, 2836 nucleotides long. RefSeq lists its product as uncharacterized. The record is from RefSeq and is a predicted model, not a curated record. Lineage: Eukaryota; Metazoa; Arthropoda; Malacostraca; Decapoda; Palaemonidae. The transcript has 5 exons. The coding region runs from base 267 to 950 and encodes 227 amino acids.